This is a messenger RNA of Cotesia congregata, 1263 nucleotides long. NCBI's taxonomy places the organism in Eukaryota, Metazoa, Arthropoda, Insecta, Hymenoptera, Braconidae. The record is from the annotation of a GenBank genome assembly.
AUGACGGUCUCGGAUCCACUGAUUAAAGACUUGAAAGGAUGGACGAGAAAAUUGACAGAAUUAAAUGCUGAUAUAACUGACAGGAGUCCGGAUUUAUUAUUAUUCUGCGAAUGUUUAGAAAAAUGUUUGCAACAGGGUAUUAUACAUCAUUUAAACUCUUUUGGUCUAUCAAAAUCAUCAGAAGUGUGGGACUGGAUUGAAGAAUUGAUAGAAAGACAUCUAGGUGAUCUGCCGACAUUGUCACUGGCAUUUGAAGCAGUUUCACAGAAUGAAAAAAUUCAAACACCUGUUGGAAAAUUGCGGCUAUUUAUUAGGAUAUGUUUGAUGAAAAAAUGCUUCCACUUGCCUGUGCAGAUGCUAGUCAGAAAACCUGGAGUGUCACGAGAUUAUUACGAACCGAUGAGUAUUCUUGGUGAUGAAAUUCUUGGAGAAAUUUUUCUUUCAGUCUUAUUACAAAUCAGCAGAUUACAGUUUUGUCUGAAUAUUCGGAAUGCCAGAUUUCUUGAUGACACCUGGCAACUGCCUGAGCUGCUUACUUUUGAAUUAGUGCCUUCAUUGGUUGUUAAUGUCCAAGAAAAUUCAGUAGCUGCAGAAGACGGUAAAGUUGAAGUCGGCGAUGUUUUGGAUGAAAUAAACAGCCAAGUACUCACAACAAAUACUCGAGGGAAAUUAGGAAAAUUAUUAAAAAAGUCAUUUGGUCAACCUAUAACUUUGCAUAUUAUAAAAAAACGUUACAAGUCAAACGAAUUGUAUGGGCCGAUUGCGUCCCUGAUAAAAAAUUGUGGAAUCGAUCGUCUAAAAGUUAUUUUGAAGCCACAAAAACCAGUUGAGUGUCUGGAACAAAAAGCUGUGGUGGAAGUCAAGAAAAAUCCUGAUAACCCAGGGUACCGAGUUGCGUACUGUGGGAAUGUUUCAACAGGCACUGCUGGAGAUGUAAAGCAAAUCGAGCAAGCUAUUAACAAACUUAUAAAGCGCGGUGAUAUUAAAUUUAUUGAUGUUAAGUUUGAGUGCUUAGAAAUAGGUAUCAAAGUAACACAAGAAUCAGAUGAUUCUGUAAUUUUAAAUCAAUCUUAUAUGGAAAUUUCAUCUUGUGGACGUACUGCCAAUAUUCCAGACUAUUUUGCAUUUAUUGCAGGGGAUAAAAACUGUAAUUCAUCAAAAAAAUUUACGGCUUAUAUUUUUCAUCAUCGUAAUUCUAAUGAAGUUCAAACUAUUCUUCAAAGUUUAGCUCAAGGUUUUCAUCGUACACAUUAUGCAGUUUAA